Molecule: messenger RNA, 1875 nt
Organism: Didymosphaeria variabile
Lineage: Eukaryota; Fungi; Ascomycota; Dothideomycetes; Pleosporales; Didymosphaeriaceae
Gene: SRP68
Product: signal recognition particle subunit srp68
Exons: 3
Coding region: 1-1875 (624 amino acids)
Biological process (GO): SRP-dependent cotranslational protein targeting to membrane
Cellular component (GO): signal recognition particle, endoplasmic reticulum targeting
Molecular function (GO): endoplasmic reticulum signal sequence receptor activity; 7S RNA binding; signal recognition particle binding
Source: RefSeq, a predicted model, not a curated record
AUGGACAUCACCAAAUUCGUCGCCGAGUACCGGGAGGCUGCUUUCCUGGUAGGCGACUAUGGCACCUAUCGUGCCCAGCUGUCACGGCGCCUGCGAAUUGUGCGCAAGAAGCUUGGUCGCGCGACCGCCAAAAAUGCGAAAUAUACGGCGAAAGCUCCAGUGACGGCGGAGGAAGUAGGCAAGAACGUAGAGUUCCUGCACCUGUUGCUCCUCACCUCCGAACGGGCAUGGGCUCAUGCCAUGUCCAUGAAGAAUUCCCACUCCGAAGACAACGCAGACCAGAAUAUCAGUGGUUCUACCCGACAGCACAUAAUCUCGCGAUUGGAUAAGGCCGUGCGAUACGCAAAUGACACGACAAAGCUGCUGUCUGAUACGGCGGGGAGCGGAGCAUCAGACAUAGAUGUGCUGGAGGCGCGGGCAUACGCAUAUGCUCUAGCAGGAGCGCAAGAAUUUGAGAAGCAGGCCGAGGGGACCAGAUCCAAAGACUCAUCAACAAAGCGCUGGAUACCGUGUCUCAACAACUACUCCGCUGCCCGUGUCAUAUACAGCUCGCUUUUCAAGGCAACGAAGAAGGACCUGUUCAAGGAGGUGCUUGCUGGAACAACAGACCCCAGCAUACGCUAUGCUGCGUACCAGCACCGGUUACCCCGCACUGUUGGCGUGCCCUCGGUCGCGAAGAAGUUCUUUCCGAAGGAUGAUGCAGACCUAGUCCAGGCAGUAGAAAAGCUCGACCCUGCAGCUUUGCAGGAUGAGGAAACCACAGCCUCCAGUUCCACGAUCACAUGGCGGGGGCGGACUGCAAAUAUAGUUGAUGCCGCGAUUGGCCAAGCCCUUGUAUCGCUCGAAUCUGCGACUUCGAAGCUGGCUGAGGUCCUUCCCGCAUCGACUUCUACCAAGGAUCGAGCCAACGCCUACGAUGAUGUCGCAAUAUACACACAGGACGCUGCUGACGCAACACGAAGAGCGAUCGAGGAGCUUGAAAAAGAGGGUGUAGAAGAAGGCGACUCGCGGAUGCAGGAUCUACGUGUUACAAGCCUCGCAGUGAACUACGAUCUCAUUGCCUGGCGUGUUGGCCGCUACAGGGUGCUGAUGGGCACGGAUGAUGGCCUUACCUUCCCUCCAAACCCUCCACAGAGACCAAAGCGAGCGCGCAAAGAUGGCAAAGAGUGGGUGGACCGAGAGGAGCCAACUGGUCGGAAAUUGGCCCGGCUGCGAGAACGUGUUGCCUUGUACGACGCAAUCCUCCAGAGCAUCGAUUCUGUCAAGGACCUGAGAGGUGCUACGCGCGAUGCUGGCUUCGUGGCUGAGCUGGAGGGGCAGAGGGCGUAUUACCAAGCUUUAAAAUGUCUGAAUCUCUCACACUCGCACGCAUUUCUUUCCGCCCCGAGACAGGCGCUUGCACUCUGCAACCGCGCCUUGUCGCUUGCUUCACAAGCUGUCAGCUCUCCGAAACCUACCGCCACACCGUCAGACGCACCAAAGCUCACUGUCUCUGACAGUCAGGCGCAAACGCUCAAGCAGAAUCUCGAAAACCUCACUCUACAUUACCGUGGCCUAGUGGCUCUGGCGCAAUUAUCUUCCAAUUCGGACGUUGCUUCCAAAGCGAAUCUCACGAACGCUGCUCCGGUUGUAGAAAGGGUGAACGAAUACCCGACCUCGGGAAGCGUCGACCUCAAGAACCUGGUUACAUGGCCGCCCAAGCUCAAACCGGUGCCUGUGAAACCUCUAUUUCUGGAUGUGGCAUGGAACUAUGUUGAAUACCCUGGGCAGCAGAAGAAGGUCCAAGAAAAGCCUGCAGAAAAAUCACAGGCAGAAAUCAUAAAGGUGGAGGAGGCGAAACCAACGAAGAAGGGUUGGUUCUCGUUUGGAAGGUAG